This is a messenger RNA of Phodopus roborovskii (desert hamster), 1666 nucleotides long. RefSeq names its product chromosome unknown C1orf87 homolog (gene CUNH1orf87). NCBI's taxonomy places the organism in Eukaryota, Metazoa, Chordata, Mammalia, Rodentia, Cricetidae. Bases 23 to 1666 code for a protein of 547 amino acids. The record is from RefSeq and is a predicted model, not a curated record. The transcript is spliced from 11 exons.
UGACAAGAUUUGGAGAGGUACCAUGUCUUCAGCUUGGAAGAGCCCCCAUAGAUCAGAGCCAAUGCCAGAGAUCAUAGUAAAAAUCAUUGGAAGUAAACACUUUCGAUACUUCGUGGAAAAGCCAAAGAUAAAGCAGAAUGAGAAGUUGAAGACAGAAGAACCUCAAACCACACUCCAGAAACCCAGGGUUGAUUAUGCAAGGCAGGUGAGCAGAGAGCUUACAGGACCCACCAUCCCUUCUGAUCAGCAAAUCACUGCUAACCCAGCUGAUGAGGAAGAAAGCAAGCACUCAAGCAGCAGCCAGAAACCACAGAAUAAUCAAAAGUUCCUAACAGGAGUACCCAAAAACAGAAUCCUGGAUGGCAGGAUUUCCCAUGAUGCAAAUGUCUACUGUAGCUCUGUACCAACUGGAGACCAGUCUCUUUCCUAUAUACACUGUCUUCCCAGAAGAAAGUCUAGAGACUGGUCCUUGGAACAUAUAACAAAGGACAGCUCUGGACAACCUAAGGAAAUUGUCCAAAGGCCAAGUAUAAUGACAAGAGAAGAUUCUUUUCUACUCACUUUGGUCCGUAAAGAACUCAAGUCAUAUCCACUGAACUCCAGUCUGUGGGACAAACUUCUGAAAGAGAUGAAGACUCUGGAUCCUGUCUCUUCAGGGUUUCUCUUCCAGUUACAGCUGAGCAACCUCUUCCAAAGGCUUGAAAUCCCUCUGCAGUUACCAACAGUCAAGCUCCUCUGCCAAAGAUUUUCCAGAAGGGAUUCUCCUGAAAUGGUGAAUUAUGGAGAACUACUUUGGUUUUUAAAAGGGGCACAUUCAGAUAAAUUUCAGAAAAAUGGAACUGCUGUAUACAGUAAUCCAAAGAAAUCUCCAAGUCAAAGCCAACACGGAGAAAGCACACCACCUCAAGGUCCUGCCUUACUGUCUGAAGUGAACAAGAGCUUGCUGGAUAUUUUGAAGAUGGCACUAAGAACAUGCCAAGGCAAAUUCAACAUAGAAAACCUCAACCUAAGCCUUCGCAAAGAAGAUCAGUCCUUCUCUGGCUGCCUUCCCCUGCCCAAGGUCAGAGCUAUAUGUGGCAAGCAUGGAUUGUAUCUAACCUUGACCCUGCUGGAAACAUUGCUUAACCACCAAGAUUUGGGUUAUCAAGGUGAAAUAAAGUGGCAGAAUUUUGUUAAGUGGCUCAGCAGGGCUUCUUCUGAUUUGUUGGGUGAUUUGCCUGUAGGAAAGAAUGAAAAGGAAACCCCAGAGGACUUGGUUGAAAUCCUUGAGAGACCCCAAAGCAAAACUAAACAUGUGAAAACUCCAGAAGGGAAUCUGUGGCCAGAAAAACAUAACGCUAUGACUUCAGACCCACAAGAUCCUGUGAAGUCCUUUAAGAAUAGGCCAGCCUCCCUGCCUGUUUUGAGUCCAGCCAUGGAAAAGGAGGCUGAACAACCUGAGCUGUGGAUAGACAGGUUCAGGAAGCUGGAGAGCGCCCUCUACACUUGUGACCUGAGCAACACAGGAGUUCUGGAGAAGGAGAGAGCCAGACGCCUCAUCCACAACUACAAUCUCAUAUACAACCUGUCCUUGAGUCCUCAGAGAAUUGACCAGGCCUUGAAGAGAUUCCGUUCUGGAGAAAAUGUUAUCUUGGAGCCAGCACUGCGGUACCUAAAGGAACUGUGA